Messenger RNA from Patella vulgata (common limpet), 5474 nucleotides. Its product is annotated as band 7 protein AGAP004871. The coding region runs from base 271 to 1314 and encodes 347 amino acids. The transcript is spliced from 8 exons. The record is from RefSeq and is a predicted model, not a curated record. Gene Ontology annotation, cellular component: plasma membrane. Lineage: Eukaryota; Metazoa; Mollusca; Gastropoda; Patellidae.
GUAAACAGUAAUCUAAGCGCCUAUUGAUUAAAAUACCUUUAUGAUUUCUGAUGAUACAAAAUCACGCAAACUAUUGGACGGCGAGAAAUUUAACGUCAAAGCGAUAAAUGGUUUUAAUUCAUAGGAUCAGGAAGUGGGAAUUACAGUAAAGACAUUUGUUCUGGCAACAAAUGGACUUCGUGACAAAUGCAUCAUUAAACUGCAAUUAUAAGUGUCUAAUGUUUAUAAAUAAGCCUAUAUAUAUAGCGCGCGAUCGACCACAAGUCCUUAAUGUCAAACAGAGUUACCCCAGACCGACAAAACUCGGCCGAUCCAAUUUUGCCUCCACCACCGGAUUACUAUAGCAGUUCACAAACUGCGCCGCCGCCAGCUCAAUAUACGAGUGUUGAACCGAGUACUACAACUGAUAGUGAUACAGCUGCUGGGCCUUCUACUACAAAACCAACGAGUGAACGAUACAAAAUGUCAAAACGACAGUCCUCAACGUUUCGCCCAAAUGACAUGGACGGGGAUACUGUCAUCGGAGCCAAUGAAAAUGAAGACUCAAGUGGAGGUUGUGCAAUGAUAUUAACGAUACUGUGUUAUGUCAUUGUUGUUUUUACCAUACCUUUAUCAUUGUGUGUUUGUAUCAAGGUUGUUCAAGAAUAUGAAAGAGCUGUUAUUUUUAGACUUGGUCGAUUAGUCUCUGGUGGUGCCAAGGGACCUGGAAUAUUCUUUGUUUUACCAUGUAUUGAACAAUAUACCAAAUGUGAUUUAAGAACCAUAUCAUUUGAUAUCCCUCCACAAGAGGUUUUAACAAGAGACAGUGUUACCGUAUCUGUGGAUGCUGUUGUUUAUUAUAAAAUCUCCAAUCCAACAGUUUCUGUGGCUAAUGUAGCAGAUGCUGCUCAUUCCACACAACUUCUGGCUCAGACAACUCUCAGAAAUGUGCUUGGUACCAAAAAUUUGACAGAAAUUCUGGCUGAAAGAGACAUCAUUAGUCAGGACAUGCAGAAUACAUUGGAUGAAGCUACAGACAGAUGGGGUAUUAAAGUAGAACGUGUUGAAAUUAAAGAUGUUCGUCUGCCAGUACAGUUACAAAGAGCUAUGGCUGCUGAAGCCGAGGCUGCCAGAGAAGCCAGAGCAAAGGUUAUUGCCGCUGAAGGAGAACAGAAAGCAUCUAAAGCUUUAAAAGAAGCUGCCGAUAUUAUGGUUGACUCUCCUGCUGCCUUACAGCUUCGAUAUCUACAGACACUCAAUUCUAUCUCUGCGGAGAAAAACUCGACAAUUAUAUUCCCCUUACCUAUGGAUCUUUUGACUCAUUUUGUAAAAUGAGAACCGAAAUGUCAUUAACUGAUUUUUAUACGCCCACAUUGAAAUGUUGUUGAAUAUUGUUGUCACCACUGUCUGUCUGUCCCUUGUUGCUAGAGACGAAAUUAUCAUCAGAUUGUCUGGAAAUUUAUACACAGGGUUUGUUUUUUUUUAGACAGGGUGCCACGGUAAUAACCCACUAACCAGGGCGUACCAGGUUCGAUCCUGGUGAUUUAAAGACUUAAAUUCCUUCCGUCAUGAAAAUGCACACAUUAUCAACCCAAAAAAAUUUAAAUGUGCAACAACCUUUAUAGAUUGCUUGGAUGACUUAGCUGCUGUAGGCGUAUAUUUCAUUGUCUGGCAAUCUAUCUUUACAAAAUAACAAUAACAAUUUCAUUCAGAUCAUUUUUUAAGACCACAGAACUGAAAAGUAUAAUGCACCUUACUAAUCAGUAGUGGUUACCGUGGAAACGUCUAAUAAUACCAGUUAUGUAUGUAUUUUUAUUUGAAUGUCUUGUUAUGGUUACCCUAAAUGAUAUACACACAAUUUUUUGACAAGAUCAAAAAUUUUAAUGGAACCAUUUCUUUUUUAAACUAGUUUAUGUACAGGUUGUCGGACUAAUGCAGUCUGUUGAAAAACCUUUGUAUAUUAAUUCAAAGCCAUCCCUUGAAGGCAGAAUGCUCAACUUUACCUUUAUACUUUUUAUAUGCCAACAGGUGGUCACUGUGCCAUCUCUGUUGGUCAGGAUCAGAUCUUUUUAAAAUUUAUAUAUCGUCGGUGAAGUGUCAAAAGGGUGUACCUAAGAAUUUCUAAAGAUUAAGAAAUAGAACCUUUUGCAUUUCAAAAUUUCCACAAAUCAGAAUGAAAUGAAAUGAAAUGGGAUUUAACACCACAAAUCAAGAUACAACAUUUGGACACAUGAUACCCAGAACAGUUCUAAUUGGCGUAGAGAUACACAGCUUAGACAGAAAUGUACAUAUUAAUUGGGAGAUUUAAAAAAUGCGAAAAGUGUAUUUGAUUAAUUUCCCCGAGAUACACUCUUUUGACACUUCACCAACGAUAUGAUGUUUACAUUAGGGAGCUGAAGAAGCUUACUGAAUUUAUGAUAACAACUUUGUAGAAUCGCAUAAAUGCUGUUCUGAUGUUAUCGUGCAAUCUCUAUAAGCGCUGUUCAGAUUAUAGGAAUGAAUGCUCAUCAAAUACAUUUUCUCUUUCCAUUCAUUUCUUCUUGAGUUAUGGUUCUUGUUAAUGCUCUCUGGCAGCAAAAUCUAUUGCUGAACAUCCAGGUAUAAAAAAAAGGUAACCAAAAUUUUUGUACUUCCAAAAAUACCAAAACUUCAAUCAGUCCUAAAAAAUUAAGGGCAGGCUUUGGAAAGAGUUGAGCAUUCAGCCAUUACUAAUAAUCUCAUUAUUCAUUUAUUAAUAAUUUUAACAUUUAGAUUCUUAAAGAUAUCCUCGAUAAUCAUGGUCUUUAGAGCUUCUUCACUGGAAGAUUUCGGACAAUUUACAAGUAUUAAUUAAUGUAACUGUGAUUAUGGUAUACAGUUGCAAUGGAUGUUACCAAGCAAUGUGUUCUGAUAUCAAUGGCAGAUUCACUGGUUGACACUCUGUAUUAUUUAACCUCUUGUGGAUUUGUCAGGCAGUCUGAGUCUAUGAUUUGAUUUUUUCUGAUCACAAACAAUACCAGUUGGAGACCAGAGAAAGGUUUCACAUAAUAUUCUCAGACUUCAGUUAAUAAUUGACACAAAAUUAUUUGUCUUAUUUUUACUAAAAUAUAGCCAUUAAUAAAACUUGGGUUGUUUUAAUGUAUCAAAUACAGCAAUAAGAAACUAUGUGCAAAGUUUUGUGUUUCUGGAUCAAAGAUAUUGAAUGUGGUGUAAAUUCUUAACCUCAGUCUGCCUAGUGAAAUCGGGUCUAGUUCCUGGUCCCAAAAUUUAGAGGAUCAAACAUGUGACCCAGUGCUCAAGGGAACAUAUCUUUUAACCAAAAGGAUCAUCAUUUUUUUUAAAAUUUACUUUUUUAUAAAAGUUCAUGUGUAUAGUGUAUUGUACAUAUUUACAUAGAAAUCUUCACUAAUUUAAUUUUUUUUUUUCAGUACUUAAAGGUACAAUAUCAUAAUGAAACAAAAUAUAUGAAGAGAACAACUUCGAAAUCUUUUUAGAACCAAGUUCUAUGUUUUUUUGAUAUGAUUAAAAUCAGAUACCAAAUAGAUUUCUUUUUUUUUAAUGUAACCAUAUUGAUAUUUGGUUUGAAAUCAGCUCUUGGCCAAUCAAAUUGCCUGUACUGGUAUAAAGGGCUGCAUUUUGAUCUGAUUAAAAUCUGAUAUCAAUUAUGUUUCACUUAUUUUUAUUAGUUCUACUUUGACAUUAUCUUUGAAGUCGGCUCUUUAAUACAUGCUAACGUUUUGGCCAAUCAAACUGUCUGUAUUGCUAUAAAAUGGCUGCUUUUUAUGGGGAUUUAGAACCGGUAAAUCUGUAAGGUUUAGGGUUAGAAUUUGAUUGUCUGAAACAAUUGAAAAUCUCAAAAUUGUCAUAGAAACCAGAAAAAAAAAUAAACCAAGCAAAAAUUGAAUCUAAUUUUAAUUAUAUAGCCUGGAACUAAGCCACUUAUCACAGAUAUUGUCAGGUACAUGCUCAGGCUUUUUUAGGCCCAAUUCCCAUGGUGGCUGUCAUUUUGUCAUUCACUGAUUUCCGGGGGUGUUAUUGAUACAUGUAUAUUAAAUACAUGUCUGGCAUAAAGUUACAACUUCAUCAAUGUCUGACAAGUUAUUAAUAUAUACUAAUAUUUGUGACUGUAGUGGUGGCUUUGGAUUACUGUUUCCGGUUUCAUAGUUAUACUACUUUUAUCCCAGGUGAUCUGCUAGUUAAAACAUAUAUUAUGAGGUAACGCUUCUCUCAGGUUUUGCUCAAGUAUAUAUUUUAAAUAAUGAUAUACCUAUUGUAUUGAGGGAGUGCGCUCAUUUCUCAGGCAUUAAAUUACAAAAUUCAUACAUUAUUAGUGCUUAUACUGACAAAAUGUGACCCACUCCCACAAAACCAGGCGCUUGUCACACAACUUCAUUAUGUACUACAGGCACAAAAGCAUAAACUGUAUGGCUUCUUGUUGCUGUGAAUGAGCCGAACUUAACUCCAGAUGAUACGACAAAUUUAAAAAGAAUUGCUUUUUGGAAAGAUUAGGCUGUGUGGAUUAUUCAAAUAUGCUGCCAGCUCUAUUUUUAUAAAAAUGACCAAGAGCCUGGUUAUGUGGGAGCAGCUCGCAAAUGAUGGUGCAGUGUCAAAGACAGUGUAUGCGUAUUGCUUACCAUCAUUUUAAAUUUUUGAUUUAAACAACUUUUGAUGUUUUAGUCGUAAAGUUGAGUGAGGGUGUGAAUCAAUCUGUACAGAAUUACAACAGGCAUAAUAAAUUAUACCUCUAUGUACAUACAUGAUCUGCCAUGCUAACCAGAUCAUGAUAAUACAGUGGUCCUUAGAUAAACCUGUGGCCAUCAAAUUCCCUCUUUUCCCUUAUAAGAAAUUCAGUUGUGUUUAUAAGGUCAAACACUGGAGGAUGAAUCCUUAUUUGAUCCAUAACCCAGUUCAACAAUUUUGACCAUCAUUUAAGAAUGACUUUAUAAAACAAUGCAGAUAGAAUCAGGUUAUUCCAUACAUUUUGGCAUGACAAGGUGAAGCAUCGCCUUCCCUACCUCGUGGGUUUUAUCCUGAGUUCUAAUGACAUAGUUUCUGUCAAUUGGAUGUAAUACUCCAUACAGUUGGAGGGGUGUUAGGUGGCUGAAUGGUUAGCACGUUCGCACUGUAUCAUAAUGUCUGUCAUUGAGUCAACUGGCGUGGUUUCGAUUCUGCGAUUGUACGUGACAAGGGUUUUCUCUGGGUUUUCUGGUUUCCUCCUACUUUUAAAAACCCCUAAGCACAAGCAAAUUAUUGAUAUAAAAUUGAACCAUGUGUUAGUCCCAAAAUGACCUAGUUUGUGUCAAGUGGAGUUAAACCCCAUCCCUCUCUCUCCAUACAGUUGGAUAUCUAAUUUGCAUACCUAACACACACAAGUAAUAAAACAUCAGGUAAUAAAUCUGGAACUUUACCUUUAAGACAGUUCUAUAGCUGAUAUUAUUUGUUAUCUUGUAAAUUAUGUUAAUUGACUUUGUGUGAAGUAAUAUUUUAUGAAUAAAAUACUGUUAGUUAUAAUUGUA